AUGGGGGCUUCUCUUGAUGAACUAGCUUCAAUUUUAGCCGAUUCAGAAAAGAAAAUUUUAAGGAGGGAAUUUCAAGGUUUAGAAAAUGAGAAGUUUAAUUUGUUAACGCGUAAAGGAGUUUUUUGCUAUGAUUACAUAGAUAGUUUGUCGAAACUAGAUGAAACUUCUUUACCUCCAAUUGAAAAUUUUUAUAAUAAAUUAAAUGAUGAGAAUGUAAGUGAUGAGAAGUACGCUCAUGCGCAAUCUGUUUGGCAUCAAUUUAACAUUCAAAAUAUAGGGGAAUAUUCCGAUUUGUAUUUAAAAACAGAUAUUCUGCUUCUUGCGGACGUUUUCGAACAAUUACGCAAAAAAUGUUUUUCCACCUAUGGCCUGGAUCCUGCGUGGUACUAUACAAUGCCCGGAUAUACGUGGGACUGUAUGCUCAAGUAUACAGGAUGUAGGUUAGAACUACUAAAGGAUCCAGACAUGGUGCUGUUUUACGAGAACGCCAUAAGAGGUGGAAUAUCCGUAUGUAGCAACCGAUUUUCUGAAGCUAACAAUAAAUAUAUGUCUGAUUACGAUCCUAAAAAACCGUCCAAAUACCUUAUGUACCUGGAUGUUAACAAUUUGUAUGGUUUUGCAAUGGAGCAGCUCUUACCCUACGGAGGAUUUAAAUGGUUGGAUGAUGUAACAUCGUUUGAUGUGACAUCAAUAGCCGAUAACUCUGACGUAGGGUAUAUCUUACAAGUUGAUCUAUCAUACCCACAAGAAUUGCAUGAUAAACAUAAAGAUUUUCCGUUUGCAGCCGAACGCAGCGUACCACCCAGAGGCGGGGUAAAAUUACCGAAAUUAAUGACAACACUUCACGAUAAAAAAGAAUAUACUGUUCACUAUAAAAAUUUAAAACAAAUGCUAGCUAAUGGACUAAAGUUAACGAAAAUUCAUAAAAUUUUACAAUUUAAACAGGCAGCCUGGUUGAAGCCCUACAUCGAGCUAAAUACUCGAAAUAGGGCUGCAGCUCAGACAGAUUUCGAAAAAAAUUUGUAUAAAUUAAUGAACAACGCUGUGUUCGGAAAAACUAUGGAGAACUUAAAAAAACACCGUAUUUGUAAAAUCGCGAAAUCUUGGGGUGGUCGCUAUGGCGCCGCAAAUUUAAUUUCGAGUUUUAGAUUCCAUAGUUGUACAAUUUUAGAGGAAAAUCUGGUGGUUAUCGAAUUAAAAAAGCUUGAAAUAACGUUUAAUAAACCUCUAUAUGUAGGGCAGGCGAUUCUAGACCUCUCUAAGACAGUCAUGUAUGAUUUUCAUUACACCUAUAUGUUACCAAAAAUGGGAGCAGAUAGGUGUAAGCUUAUGUACAUGGACACCGAUAGUUUUGUCUACGAGUUGCAGUGCGAGGAUGUAUAUGAGGAGGUAAUUAAAGCUGACUCUAGUAAAUUUGAUACUUCAGAUUAUUCUAAAAAUAACAUAUAUAAAAUACCGCAAAAAAACAAAAAGGUGCCGGGUCUAAUGAAAGAUGAAAACAACGGUAAAAUUAUGACACAUUUUGUGGGGCUUCGAAGUAAAAUGUAUAGUUACAAGGUGCAGGGUGGGAAGAUCGUUAAAAAAUCUAAAGGAGUUAAAUAUAAUGUUGUUAAAAAUUAA
Diabrotica virgifera virgifera (western corn rootworm) is the source of this 1620-nucleotide messenger RNA. RefSeq lists its product as uncharacterized. The transcript has a single exon. NCBI's taxonomy places the organism in Eukaryota, Metazoa, Arthropoda, Insecta, Coleoptera, Chrysomelidae. The record is from RefSeq and is a predicted model, not a curated record. Bases 1 to 1620 code for a protein of 539 amino acids.